Didymodactylos carnosus is the source of this 924-nucleotide messenger RNA. The record is from the annotation of a GenBank genome assembly. NCBI's taxonomy places the organism in Eukaryota, Metazoa, Rotifera, Eurotatoria, Philodinida, Philodinidae.
AUGGCGUCGGAGUCUAACUAUGCUGAUUUAGUUGAGCAAUAUAAACGUGAUGGCUUUGUUAUUAUAAGAAAUAUCUUAGAUACCAAUUUAAUUCAUGAAUGUCAACAGCAUAUUGAACAUUUACAACGAAAAUAUCCGGAUAUACCGAGUGAACAUUAUCAUCAUAUUAUGAUGAGAAAUGAUCCAUUUUGGAUACGUUUAGUUUCUGAUAAACGAUUAUUGGAUCUGGCAACAGUAUUUGGUUCACCAUUUAUACAAGAAAAAGAAGGGGUUGCUUUAUUUUCAUCGCAUUAUUUUUGUAAGCCGCCAAAGACAGGAAUGGCUGUACUAUGGCAUCAGGAUGGUUCAUACUGGCCACUGAGACCGAUGAACGUAUUAACAAUGUGGUUGGCUAUUGAUGACAGUGAUACAGAAAAUGGUUGUCUGAGAGUUAUAAGAGGUAGCCACACUAAUGAAUUAGCACAAUUAAAAGAUGAUGUAUCAAUCGUCAAUGUGCUAGGCAGUUACACACACAGAGAUGAAGAUAUUGAUCAAAGUAAAAUUGUGGAUCUUGCUCUGAGUUGUCUUGUCAUCGGUACACCGCACGAAGCGCGAAAAUAUAUUUCUCCAACAACCCAAUGUUUAGACCCAAAACAGCCUGUAAUGAUGAUGCGGGGUUCACCUAUAGAUGGUAUUAAUACAUAUCAUAGUUGGCCAAAGUAUCGUUCAGGUUAUGAUUUGCCAUUUGAUGGAUGCGAAACGUGGAAUGAGAAAAGAAAGAUUGUUGAUGAAGAUGAAGAAUAUUUUCAAAGAAUUGAUUACAAUGUAAUGGAAAAUGAAAUUAAAACUGAUUUAUUUGAAUUUAUUUCUAAAUUAGGUGGAAAGAAAGCUGCGAGUUGUUGUGAAGAAAGAAUUCCGUUUGGUCACUCAUUUUUCUUAAAAUAA